ACUCCCGUUAUCUUCUUCAGGCACUGACACAGCGGCUGGCCGGCAGUGGAGCUGUCUGCAUUUAUAUUUUAACCGAGAAAUAAAAUAGCUAGAGAUAUAAUCUUCCUCCUGAGAGGACCGUCUUUUAAACGGUGCGACGCAAUAACGGAUUUAGUACGGGUGUCACGCCCACUCUGCUCGGUAACGUUAAAACGGUACCGUACGGUAAGUUAGCUCCGCUUCAGCUAACCCAGCCAGCAAGCUAGCAGGCGCUGUUAGCCCUACAGUAAUGUAUAAUGAAGAGGACCUGCCACUACUGCUCUUUCACUGCCUGGCUGUCGCCUGUUAGCUCCCAAACUAGCACUAUAGUCUGCGUUGUCAGACCCCAUCGUGAGACAAGACUGUUACUGUAACGGCAGUUAUGCUAUCUUAAAUCGCUAGCAGAUUGACUAGGGCGUUUCUGUCAUUCUAUCACUGAAUUUUUAAUGUUCGACCCUUUUGGCAUUACUGUCGGAGGAGAAAGCGAUGGGCUCCGGGUCAGUGGAUUCGUCCCAGUGGCUUUCAGUAAAGGAGGAGACAAUAUUUCUCCACGACGGACUCAUUCGGGUCACAGAUCUGGCCGAACUGCCCAGUGAAAUUGGAGUGUCAGAACAGGGGGACACUGAGCAAGAGAUUCUUACAUUUGAGACGAAGAAUCCUAUAGAGCUUGCUGAACGCCUGCGUGCUGUCUGUGGGAAUCAGAGCAAUGCGUACGCUCGUCUCUUGGAGUACCGCCUCAAUGCCCUGCGUGGCCUGUGGGGGGCGCAACGGCAGCUGGCCCUGGAGGAGCAGCAGGACAGAGAGGGGACUGGAGGUGCUGAUGAGGAGACCUUGGCCUUGCUCAAAAGACAAGGUCUGCUCCAGCAACCUGAGCAGGCACCAUUCACUUCUCGUGUCGGGCUGUUACUGGUCUUUCCCCUUUUGCAAUCCCAAACUCGCAGUGACCCAGCACUCUGUGGUGUCACUGCAGAAGUACUGCUAGCCUGCCUACGGGACUGCCAGCCACUCAGUCUCAGCAAAGAGCCUGCCGACUGCCUCAAUGGCCUUGAGGGACUCUUAUGCUCCUGGCUAGAAGAUGGUGCCCAGGAGUCAGGCCAACCCCAGGGGCAGGCUCGAACACAGAUUCUACACACACAAAGACAGCGGGAAAAUGCUGCUGCUGCACUUGUGGCCCUUGCAUGUGCCAGGGGUUCCUUGAAGACCCUCAUCCACACAGUUCACCUGCUGCAGAAACAAACUGAUCUAGGCCAUCUCCCGGUAUCAGAUGUGCUUUACAGACUUUUGCUCCUCGAAGGAGGCCCAGGCUCUCCAUCCUGCCUUUUGGGGGGCAAACACAGUGUAUCCUGGGGUUUUGAGGACAUGCUGCCCACACCUGAUAAUUCUGCUGGAGGAACAGAGAGUAAAGACACAGACCUAGGUCGCUGUCUAGCCACAGAUGGGCUAUAUCUAUAUACCACCAAUUCCUCUGGGAGAGGGCUCAGCAAGCUUGGGUCUGGUUUACAUGGGACACUGAGGGGUUUUGUGUAUUGUCGAAAUGAAGAGCUGGAGCCUGGCUGGGUUGUGUUCAGCAGUGGUCGCCUCCUCCACCGUCCAUCCUCCUUUGAUGCCAAGCCUCAUCAGCUGUGCCAGGUUGUUGACCCCUUCACCCUACAGGUGUGCCAGAUUGUGCCCAUGCCAGCCCAUCACUUCCCUGUUGGCAGCAGCAUGACCACGCUGCACCUCUGUUCAGAUGGAACCUACCUGUACUGGAUCUGGUCCCCAGCCAGUCUCAAUGAGAAGACACAGAAAGGCCACUCUGUCUUCAUGGAUGUCUUUCAGCUUUCGACUCAGACAGGGUUGUGUGUUGUAGACGUUUUACAGGAGAGGGUUAUCCUUACUCGCAAAGAGGGCGAGUCUUCCAAGUGCUUGAAUGAACUUCUCCUGAGUCGAAUGUCACGCUUCCGGGCCUCCCAUUCUGCCACAUUGGCUGCUCUCACAGGCUCUGCAAUCACCAACACUGUUAAAGAGGAGCAGUCUGCUGUCAACACCAGCUGUGGCCUCCCUCUAAAGACUCUGAGAAAAACCCCGAUGUAUGUGUGUGGAACCUAUCUUGUUAUGCUGGUCUCACCUCCUGGUGUAUCUGGUAGCUCUGCCACACGAUCCCUAUUUGGAGGUACCAGCAGCCUAUCUUCUCUUAAAAUUUUAGCCUCCAGUCUCGACUUUAACCUGGCUGAUGGUCAGUUCAGCAGCCGCGCAGACCUCAUUGAUGCCCCUGGCAGUUCUCUCGGCAGGGGAGCACAGGUAGCAGGACUUGGAGCAUGUUAUGAUGCACUGAACAACUUGAUCUGGACCUGCUCCAGUGAUUACAUAGAUCAGUGGUGCAAUCCUGGGAACCAAGCUUUUCAUCACGUGUGCCAUAGGCUUGGUGUUAGCCAUGUCAUCAAAGAGCCCAAAGAGGAGACAGUGGCAACUGGCGAGGUGAUCAACCAGCUGCUUCAUCAUGUAGGUGCUAUGUGUAUCCACCAGCUCAACCUGCUAGCAGCCAGCAGUAACAGCUUGCCCCUGGGAGCCCUGCUGGGUAAACAACAUCCCAUUGAGGCCCGUCAUUUCAGCAGCAUCUGUGACAUUAUAGAGAAAGCCAUGGUGAAUGGAGAUACCUGCAUCAUCCGCUGCAUUUUGGUGGUGUUCCAGGUGGUUUUCAGGUUUUUCAAUCCUCAGUCGGAGCAGAAUAGGGAGAGUGUUCGCCGUUCAGGCCUACUCCUGUGGCAGUUACUCAUGGCUCCAGUGGAUCAGAUAGGAACAGAGAUUCAGAAAGAAGUGUGUCUGGCCAUUAGCUCAGGCCUGAAUACUUUGUAUCAGGGGGAGGCUGAACUCAACAAACUGCUGAAACUGGUUCUAACUGAAGGUGAAAGAAACAGUGGUUUGUCUCAACUUCGGGAUGUCAUUCUUAACAACCUGGCAGACCAUCUACAGAAGAAUAGAUUCGGGAGCGAAGAAGAUGACCACUACAUACUAAAUGAUGAACUGUUGCACUGUAUCCUUAAGACUGUAGUCCGGGAAUCCUGCCUCCUCAUCACCAAAUGUCAGACUGUUGCCAGAGAUGACUUCCAGAAGCUGCUCUCCACUGUGCCAGUGGUCUCACCUAGCCUGCGCUACCUCAUGGCUGUUCAAAAUCACCUCCUUAGUAAUACCAUUCUUAUCCGUCCGGAUGAUAAUGAGGACAGUGACAGCUCCCUACAAGGGGAAACAAUGAAGGUACAGGAAUUGCAAAGCAGCAUCCUAUCCCUAGCAACUAAAAUUCUGGUUGGAUGUGAUGAAGUAUUGGAGACCCUGCAGCAGGUGACCACAGCUCUGAUUAACAGCGACAUACUUGACAGAGAGAACAGGUUAAAGGGUUUGGAACAGGUUACCAAGGCCACUAUGCUUGGACACCUACUGCCUGUCUUGCUGACCUCUCUGAUGCACCCCAACCUGCAGACCCUCACCCUUGCUGAUGCUCUGAUGCCUCAGUUGGUCCAGCUGGUGCUCUAUACCAGCCAGACCGCCCUGUUACUAAAGACUCUGUCACCAAUUUUUACUGACGAGCCUCCACCAGUGGGUGGAUCUUUAGGGCAAGGAGCGAAGGCAUAUACUGUGGAUGACAAAAUCCUUGAUGAACGUGAGGAGCCAGGUUUCCUAACUGGACUAAAGAUUCCUGCUCCGUGGGCUGCCGGAAAAACGGUAGAGACAGUGCAUCCUGUGAGGGAUAACUACAAGUUCAAAGAGACAGUACACAUCCCAGGAGCCCGCUGCCUAUACCUACGCUUUGAUUCUCGCUGCUCCUCACAGUAUGACUAUGAUAAGUUGGUUAUCUAUGCUGGCCCAAACACCAACAGUCGUAAAGUUGCGGAGUAUGGAGGUAACACUCUGGGGUAUGGAAGUCGCAGUGUCUUGGGGACAGGAUGGCCCAAAGAUCUUGUUAAGGUAACAGAAGCUGUUUUGAAAAAUGUUUAUAGCAAACACGUUUCUGUUACUGACAGAGCCAUUUUUCACCCGUUGUUCUGUGUUUUUAAGGUUGAAGGAGACACUGUUACUUUUUCUUUUGAGAUGCGAAGUGGACGUGAACACAACACUCCUGACAAAGCCAUGUGGGGCUUCUCCUGCACCGUCAGAGCACAGGAGUCCUCUGAAGAUGUCUCUGGAGGCCUCCCCUUUCUUGCAGACCUUGCACUUGGUCUGUCAGUGCUGGCUUGUUCAAUGCUCCGCAUCCUGUAUAAUGGGCCAGAGGUAACAAGAGAGGAGGAUGCAUGCCACGAUUUGCUCUGCUCAAAGUUGCUACAGAGGUGUCAGUGGCAGGUGGAAGCAAAUGGAGCAAUUUCUCCAGCGCUCACACCUAGCCCUUCACCCUUGCCACUUACCAUUGAGGAAGACCGGGAGUUCACCUAUCCUGCUGAUGUGCUCAUCCCACCUCCAGGCCUUAUGCCUGGGACCUACUUUGACUUGCCUCGUAUCCGCCUUCCACCAGGGAUCAUGAGUAGGUUGAGAGAAGUUUCUGGAAGGGCUCGACCACAGUUCCGUCCUAGCAUCAAGGAGGUGAUACGACCAGAUGUCAUGGAAGAGGUUAUUGUAUCCUGCGUUAUAAAACAUCUGAGUCUGGUGGAUUCCCUUCAGUCACUUGUCAAUUACCAGUACCGGGAAGAUCAUGCAGAGGAGUAUGACUUGGUCUGUAAAAUCAUGGCUGAGACAUUCAAGAAGAUCAAUGCUAUGGAGCGCCAGCUGCAAAGUGUGGCAGAAUUGGAGCAGAAGUGGCAGAAUGAGGUAGAGGAGGCUCAGCAAGGAAAACUGGAGAACAACACCCCUUUCUUCCAUGACUACCACUUCUUUGAGAACAAAAUGAAAGAGUUGGAAUUACUCUGCUCCUUGAAGGAAACUCCAUUUGAUUUUAGUGACUUGGAAAAUGUUGUCCUUGCAUUGAGGGAGAAGUUCUUUCAUGAGGUGAACACCUCACACAUCAGAAGCAUCACCCCACUUGCCAAAACUAAAACACUGGUAAAAAGUCUGAUGAACCGCUCUGAGCUGCUUCUCCAUGUUACUAUUGCUCCACAUUGCAGAAGCCUAACAAACACACCUUCUGGAACAUCAGGUCCAGCUUCUAAGUCAGUGUCAGAUGCCAAAACUGUGAUCCCCAUGGUCAAGCAGCCAGUCUUCUUGCGUAGCAUGUCUGCACCUUCUGACUUGGAAAUGAUUGCUAACCAAGACAUGGAGUUUACACAUGCUUCACAGAGAAGGCGGCACCAUCCAACCAGUCACCGCAGCAGCUCCUUUACCCUGCUGCAGUCUCUGGCUAUAGAAGACAGCCGAGACAAACCAACAUACAGUGUGCUGUUGGGACAGCUCUUUGCUUUUAUUGGGACUACACCUGAUCAGGCUGUGUCGAGCAGCAGCUUUCUGUCUGCUGCACAGACACGUUGGAGACGAGGUAGCACGCGGAAGCAGGCACUUGUUCAUAUGAGGGAGUUGCUUACUGCUGCUGUUAGAGUGGGUGGGGUCACACAUCUGGUGGGGCCUGUCACAAUGGUGCUGCAGGGUGGUCCAAGGAUUGAGGAGCUGACCUGUGGGGGAAUGGUAGAGCAGGUUCAGGAAGCCUUUGGAGAGACCAUGACGUCUGUAGUGUCACUAUGUGCUCGCUACCCCAUUGCUUGUGCCAACAGUAUUGGCUUGCUUUGCACAAUUCCCUAUACCAGGAGUGAGGAGCAGUGCCUUGUUCGAAGUGGUCUUGUUCAGCUUUUGGAUAGCCUGUGUAGUUUAAGUGGUCAGAGGGAAUGUAGCUCAAAUGAGAAGCAGACUAAGAAGCAGAAGGUGGCCACCAUGGCUUGGGCUGCCUUUCAGGUGCUGGCCAAUCGAUGCAUUGAGUGGGAAAAGGUUGAAGGUGGUUCUACAGAUGCAGUUCAUUCUGGUCUGGCAAGGCAGGUGUCCAGUCUGCUGACCAAUCACCUGGCUAGAGCAACAGAGUGCUGUGGGAAUCAGGCAGCUGGUAAUGAUGCUUUACAGGAUGUGCUCAGUCUGCUUAAUGAUCUUUCCAGGAGCCACAUAGGGAAAGCUAUUCUGAGCCAACCUGCUUGUGUUUCUAAGCUCUUGUCUCUGCUGCUUGAUCAGAGACCAUCUCCAAAGCUAGUACUUAUCAUCCUGCAAUUGUGCCGAGCUGCCCUGCCUCUCAUGAGUGUGGAGGACUGUGGUAAUGUGGCUCUGCCCUCAUGGAGCUACUCUAUUAACACCCUAGAAGCUGAGCAGCAAGAUGCCAGUGACCCAGCCUCACGGAUUGCUGCCUUGCUGCUAGCUAAGCUGGCAGACUACGUAGUACCAGGCUGUCAGACCCUCCUCUCCCCCAGCGCCUCUGAGCCAGACACAAGUCUGUCUCGUGCCAGUUCAAAAGGAGCUCUCAAAUCAGAUGAUGUUGGAGAGGAGGCUGAGGCGGUUGAUGGCAAGCUGUCAAUCUUUAUUCACAAGAGGGAGGAUCAGUCAUCUCACGAGGUUCUGCAGCCACUCCUCAGCAGCUCCGAGGGCCGUCCCUUUCGACUUGGCACAGGAGCAAACAUGGAAAAAGUGGUGAAGAUGGACAGAGAUAUGACAAAGAAUGGCAGCUGUGAGGUGAUUACAGAAGAGGCGUCUGCUGCCCUGAGGAAGGCCAACAAGUGGGCUCAAUCUGGACUCAUAGUGAGUGUUGGUCCACCUGUUGAGACAUUGGCCCAAGAAACUGCAGGGGGCAUAACUGCCGGUGACAAGAAGAAAACUGCACAGACUGCUGUUUGUAGAGACCGGAAUGCUGAUUUGGCCAGAUCAGACCCUGUCCGGCCAUUUAUCAGUGGCCAUGUUGCCAAUAGCAUGGCUGCAGAGGUUAUUGCCUUGCUGCAUAGUCUUCUCACCGCUCCAGAAUCCAACACGGCACAAAUCUGGACAAGUACUGUGGAAAAAGUCCUUUCCCGUGCUCUAAUGUUCAUCCCUCAGCUGGGGAAGUAUGCUGAAAGUAUUUUGGAGAAUGGCAGCAGCAGUGGCAGAAAACUGGCUAAACUGCAGGCCAUUGGUAGACAGGCUGUUGCCGCACUCUGUGCACUUGGAGGCUUCAAAGAAACCAUUAAGAUUGGUUCUGAAGUCCAGGUGGUAGGUAAAGGAGUGCUGGGGAGUGUGGGCAUAGUUAUGUCCAUAAAUGAGCAGGAGGGCAUUGCUACUGUUAAGUUUCCUUCCUGUGAGUACAGGAGAGCUUGCAAAGCCUCAGACAUCCUCACAGUUCCAAUAUCACGCCUCUGCACUCCAAGAUCUGAGGCUCUUCCCCUUUAUAAGCUCUCAAUCACAGAAAAGGUGGUUCAAGCAGUGCAGUCUAUGCUUCUGCCACAAGAGGGCAGUCUUUCCAUUCACACUUCUCUACCAGCUACAGGAGAUGGCUCCAGCCCAGUCAUGGCUGCAGUGCGGCUGCUUGCUGAAAUCAGAACUAGGGCUUGUUUGGUUAUGGCACAAUUACUGGAGGAUAGCUCCUUCUGUGAAGAGUUCAUACAGCAAUGCCCAGCUGCUGUUGAGGUUCUCAACCUAGUAGCCCAGGAGUGCAGCCCUGGAGAGCGUCUCAGCAUGGUUGAGGCUCAGUGUGAAAGAGUAAGGAUGCUGUACAGGGACUGUGCUAGGCCACCACCUCCACCACUGCAAACAGACAGACGGCAGCCCAAAGAAAUCACUUGGUGUCCAUCCAGAGUUUUCCCUCCAGUCCGUGCCUGCAUGUUUUCAUCCCGCCUUACCUCUGUCACCUUCUUGGCUGAUCCAAGUGCUGGAGGAGGGCUGCCCCGCGGAACUUUCAUUUAUGCCACCUCUCCUGUACCUAUUCAGGCACCAUCCUUUUACUGGGAGAUAGAAAUUGUCUCCUAUGGAGACUCUGAGGAGGACAGUGGCCCAAUUGUGUCCUUUGGUUUUGCAACAGAGGCAGAGAAGAGAGAUGGAGCAUGGACCAACCCUGUUGGCACAUGUCUGUUUCACAAUAAUGGUAGGGCAGUGCAUUAUAAUGGUUCCAGUUUGCUGCAGUGGAAGAGUGUCCGGCUGGAUGUGGCUCUACUCCCUGGUGACGUUGCUGGAAUUGGAUGGGAGCGUUCUGAGGGUACUCCUCCACCACCUGGUCAGGCCCCUAAAGGCAGAGUCUACUUUACUUACUGUGGCCAGCGACUCGGUCCUGUUCUUGAUGAUGUAGCAGGCGGAAUGUGGCCCCUGGUACACAUUCAAAAGAAGAACUCAAAGAUUCGUGCCAACUUUGGAAACCGCCCUUUUGCAUAUGCAGAAGGCCAAGCACACAGGAAUGCAGCUGACUUGUGUGUAGACCUUGCAGAGGAAAUAAGUGCAAAUUUUGAAGCACUUCCCUUUGCCAUGGCCUCGGACAGCGAUAAUGAUGCAGGUGCAAGUGUUACCUCAGACUCUGGCUCUCAUGGACCGCCUUGUAGGAUAGCAGCUGUUGCAGUUGCCCAGCAACAAUACAACAGCGACCUGUCAUGCUACUACAAAGUGGAGCUGAGCUACGAGAAUCUUGUCACUACUGGUCCUGAGCCUCAUCCCGCACCUAUCGCAGAUGAUGAGAGUGAUGACGAGGAUGAUGAUGAUGCCCCAAGAGAGGAUCACUAUGCUCUUCUAGUGAAGGCCUGGGAGACAAAAGUGUUCCCUACAAUCCGUAGGCGUUUCCGUAAUGAGGCAGAAAGGAAAUCUGGCCUGGAUCAAAUCAAGGGAGCUCUGCAGCUGGGCAUGGUUGACAUUGCAAGGCAGACAGUGGAGUUCCUGUAUGAAGAGAAUGGUGGCAUUCCUCGUGAUCUAUACCUCCCUACUAUUGAGGAUAUUAAAGAUGAGGCCAACAAGUUCACUAUUGACAAAGUUCGCAAAGGGUUGACUGUGGUCAUUCGCUGUCCUGACAGCAACAAUACCAACAGCACUACAGGGGGAACGGCAUUGCCAAAAUUUGCUAUUCGAGGCAUGUUAAAGACUUUUGGUUUGCAUGGGGUGGUGCUGGAUGUGGACUCGGUGAAUGAGCUGGUGCAGGUUGAGACAUACCUACGCAGUGAAGGUGUGCUGGUCAGAUACUGGUACCCUAUUGAGAUGCUUGAGCGCCCACCUGCUGGAUCUCGGCGUACUGCCGCUAAUGGUUUAGUCUCAUUGGACAGUAGCAACAUUCAGAUCCACAGGGAACUUCUUCGCUGUGAAAGUGCGUUGGCCCGCUUGUACUGCCGUAUGGCCUUGCUCAACAUCUUUGCCCCCAAGAACCCCCACACAUUCACUCGUCUCUUCCAUAUACCUGCUAUCCGUGACAUCACGCUGGAACACCUGCAGCUUCUCUCUAAUCAGCUGCUGGCUCCACCUUUGCCUGAUGGCACUAUUAGUUCUAGUUCUAUUCUACUGGCACAGUCGGUGCUUCACAACCUUGAGGGCCAAAGCUGCUCUCCCACAGACCUGUUUUAUCAGGGCAAUGCUCAGCCCAUCCGGGAGUGGUUGACAGUGGCCAUCACUCGUGCCUUGCAUCAAGGAGAGGAGAGUUUACUGGAGCUGACAAAACAGAUCUGUUGCUUCCUACAGAAUGCACCUGAACAGUUUACAUCUGAGGAGUUCCCUGUGACGGAGUCAAAAGUUAGCAUGGAUGUGAGUUUUCCAGGUGCUGCAUUUGUGAUCGUAUCCUGCAAAGAAAGCCAGUUAGGCUGCCGCAAAGACUCAAGCUUGUACAAGGCUCCUUGGGCUCGAGUCAUGGUGUAUGGCCUGGGUCACAAAGUACGCAGAAAUGGUCAGCUAAAUCUGAUGGAGGCUGUGUGUUAUCCUCUGGAUGCCUCACCUACCAACACAGGCCUUACUCCCCCUCCCACCACCAAUCAAUAUCCCUCUGUUAUCAUUCCCACUGAUAAAGUACACAUAAAACUGGGGGUGUCACCUCCACCUGGUGCUGUGUUGGUGCUGCACUCCUUGCCGCUGGAGUUUCCUCUGGCCAUGGCAUUUGCUGAACAACUGUUGACAUGGAAGCUGGGAGAGAGUAGUGAGCGAUCAGAGGAUGAACUGGACACAGUUCCCUCAUCAGUGCUGCUGCAGGUGGUAGAGCUACUAGGUGGUUUGCUCUGGACCACUGAUCUGGCCCCCUCCAUCAAAGAACUCAUCUUUCACUUGUUAGCUGAACUUUUACGGAAGAUCCAUCACUUGGAGCAGCGCAAGAGCCCCGCUGGACUUUCCAGCUCAAUUGCUCUACUACUAAAUCCCUGCCUGGCGGUACUCAUGGCUCUUCAGACGGAACUCCGAAAGCUGUAUGACCGGGAAACUCAGGGAUGGACAACUGGAGGGGCCGGAGCAGGGGGGUCUUCAUCUGGGGGUGUUGCAUUGGUACUUGGAGCAGAACAAAGCCGGUUCUCCACCUACUUCGACGCUCUAAUGGAGGUGUGUCUGGCUGUGGCAGAGGUGACGCUUCCCCUCAAUGUUGGCAGUUCUUCAGUGGGUGCCCUAUCCUCCACCAGUGCCCCUAACCUUAGUGACUCUUCAUCGUCAUCAUCAUCCUCCCCAGGCCAGACCCCACAGAGCCCAAGUCUGCUAUCCAAACGUAAGAAAGUAAAGAUGAAGCGUGAGAGAGCAGCAGCUGCAGUAGCAGCAGUGGUCUCUGGGAAACGAGGCAGUGGAGGAGCAAGGCUGUCAGAGAGUGACAGUGCCCUGCUGAACAUAGCAGGUAGUAAACCUGAGGACAUGCUGUGGUUCCAUCGCUGCCUCACUCUCCUCAUGAUCUUACGACAUCUUGCUAAUAAAGACCCACAGGGUUUAAGUGUAACCAGUGACGCAGUGACGGAUGCCUGUCAGGCGUUGGUCGGCCCCACUGCCCACAGUCGCUUGCUGGUGCUCUCAGGCAUUCCCACACACUUAGAGGAGGCUGUAGUUCGAAAUGCUAUCCGCAGGGCUUGCAAUGCACACGGUGGGCUCUUCAAAGAUGAAGUUUUCAUCCCCCUGCAGGAAGAAGACCCCAAGAAAAAAUCAGGAGCUACAGUGUCAAGCCCUCAGGAUGGCAAAGUGGGUCCUGAACCUGAGCGAACCUUCCCCAACAACGGGGGUCCCGAGAGUCCUGACAGCUCCAGCAGUGUCACUCCAGCUAUGAGUGUGAGUGCUUCAGCUUCCACCAGCCAGACCUCCAUCUGCAGUUCCUCUCAGGGAGUCUCCCGUACUGCUAGUGAACUUUCUGUUGAUCAAGAGCUUUUAGCAGUUCCACCUCUCACGCCUGCUGCUGCAGCUUCUGCUAUAACAUACCCUCAACAGGGCCCCCAAGACUCACAGACAGUUUCUAGUCAGGAGAGUCUAGAUACUUCUCUGUGCAGCACUGGAAGCCUGGGGAGUCUUGGCAGCUUGGGAGAACAUCUGGACAGUGCAGAAACACCAUCUGCAUCGGAUGGGGGCUGCAUGCACACAGUCACUUCAGUGGAGAGCAAUGCAGUCGUGGCCAGGCCCAUCAAAGGCUAUGCUGUCAUUGAGGUUCGGUCUCGAGCGAAGGUAGAAAAGAUUCGUGCUAGUCUUUUUAACAGCAGUGACCUGAUUGGUUUGUCCAGUCUGGGAGGUGAAGAAGAGCUAAUGGAGCUGACCAAUGAAGAGAUCCUCACUGCUUCUAGUGUGAACCAAAGCCUGUUUGACACACAGGGAAGCUCUGCACUUGAAGAUUACUUCCUGGACAAAUCAAUCAAAGGUGACAAGCUUGUACUUGGAGCACGAGAUGUCCUCACGGAUAUUUUUAAAAGCUGUGUGCACUCGGAGCAGAUGCUCAGCCUCACACCGGCCAAACCUGUUAAAGUGUCAGAAAUUUACCUCAGCAAGGAGCAGAUCAACUCUCAGACCCCUGGAAACCUAUUGCAUACUUUCUUCACUAAUGUUGGACCGCCCAAGAAAGUGCUAGAGGACCAACUUACUCAGAUUCUUAGAAAGUAUGGAACUCCCAAGCCAAACAAGAACAAGUACAGCAAGGCAGGAAAAGAACAACAUCAAGGGAAGGUAGUAAGUACCAAGAGACCCAUCACCAAACCCCCCUCCAAGGAAAAAUCUGUGCUCAACAGUGUCAGGACUGCACUGAGUGAGAAGAAGACAGUCCUGAAGCCAAAAUCUCCUGAGAAAUCUCGACCUGAUGAGAAAGAUGUAGAGAAAUCUCCUGCUAAAAAAACUGAAGUCCCAGAGGAGAAGUACUUGACCUUGGAAGGCUUCCAUAGGUUUGCUGUUGAUCGUGCUAAGCAGGAUGUCCGCAGCAUGUGGAGGGCCAUUUUGGCUUGUGGCUAUGACCUUCACUUUGAAAGAUGCACCUGUAUAGAUACUCGUCAUGCCCAGAAGGCCUGUAGAAAGUGGAGCUUGGAAAUGGAUGUGGCACUGGUACAGUACAUUAACAGACUGUGCCGUCACCUGGCAAUCACACCAACCAGACUGCACCCCCAUGAAGUGUACCUGGACCCCAGUGAUGCUCCUGAUCCACGUGUGGCCUGCCUGCUCAAUGUGCCUGUGGAGAGCUUGCGCUUGCGCUUUGCUUUGCUGCAGUCCCUCAACAACACCCUGGAGAGUUUCUUCCUGCCGCUGGUGGAGCUGAGACAGACACAUACAUAUCAGAACAGCAUUGCAGCACUGUUGUGUGAGGCCAAAGGUCUAAUCUUCUAUGACACAAAGGUCACUGUAAUGAACAGAGUAUUGAAUGCCACAGUGCAGCGAACUGCUGACCAUGCUGCUCCAGAGAUUACAUUGGAUCCUCUAGAGAUUGUUGGAGGGGAGAUACGAUCAUCAGAGAACACGUAUUUCUGCCAGGCAGCACGUCAGCUGUCUUGUGUACCAUCAUCCCAGCUCUGUGUGAAAUUGGCAAGUGGAGGAGACCCAACCUAUGCCUUUAACAUUCGAUUCACUGGAGAAGAAGUCCAUGGCACAAGUGGCUCUUUCAGACACUUCCUGUGGCAGGUGUGUAAGGAGCUGCAGAGCUCUGCGCUUUCCCUGCUGCUACCUUGUCCCAGUGCUGCAGCCAACCGUAACAAGGGGAAGUACAUCCUGACUCCAUGCCCUAUCAGCUAUGCAGAAGAACAGUUGUUGCACUUCUUUGGUCAACUGCUAGGCAUAGCCAUCCGUGCAGAUGUGCCACUUCCUUUGGACUUGCUUGGGUCUUUCUGGAAGGGCCUGGUGGGUGAGCCUCUCGAUCCAGAGCAGGACUUGCAAGAAGCUGAUAUGCUGACCUAUAACUUUGUCAAGAAAUUUGAAAAUGUGACAGAUGAAAGUGAUCUGGAGGCCCUGUGUGCUGAAAUCUCCUCCCAGCACCAUUCAGGUGAAAGCCCAGACUCUCCAAGCAGGCCCUGCUGUACUUUUACCUACAUCACUAUGACUGGAGAAGAGGUGGAGCUUUGUGAAGGAGGGCGAAGCUUAACUGUCAGCUGGGAGAACAAGGAUGUGUAUGCACGGGCGGUACGGAGCCUUCGUCUGAGGGAGCUGCAGAACUUGGAGUGUAUGACAGCAGUGCGAGCAGGGCUCAGUUCCAUCAUUCCCCUGCAGCUGCUAACCAUGCUUAGCCCUCUUGAGAUUGAGCUUCGGACCUGCGGCCUACCUUACAUCAACUUGGAGUUCCUCAAGGCUCACACCAUGUAUCAGGUUGGUCUGAUGGAGACCGACCAGCACAUAGAGUUCUUUUGGACUGCCCUGGAGAUGUUCACUCAGGAAGAGCUCUGCAAGUUCAUCAAGUUUGCAUGCAACCAGGAACGCAUCCCAUUCACUUGCCCCUGCAAGGAUGGAGGGCCAGACACCGCCCAUGUUCCUCCAUACCCCAUGAAAAUCGCCCCUCCUGAUGGAGCUGCAGGACAGCCAGACUUGCGCUACAUUCGUGUGGAAACAUGUAUGUUUAUGGUGAAACUUCCCCAGUACACUUCUUUGGAUGUGAUGCUGGAGAAACUGCGUUACGCCAUCCACUACCGCGAGGACCCUCUGAGCGGCUAAGAAGACUUGACAACCCAACAUUCCCAAUCUUUACCCAAUACCUUACCCUUCCUUUAAACCCGUUCUACCCUUCACCCCCCGAUUCUCCUGGACUUUCCUCAGAGACAGGCCUCUAUGUGCUCUGCUGCACCGAUGAGCCACAGUUAUUUCUGAUGGCAGUUAAUGUUUUGUUCAUCCCUCCAUAUUUCUUCCAGUUCACACAAACCCUGCAUUUUGUGCUUAUGCUUGACAGAUAUACUUUUAGGGAAUUCAGGGACGAUCUGAAUCAGGACUGGCAUUGCUAACAAGUCUGAUCCUGUUGCACUGAGUUGUGAGGAUGGCAUUCAGGUGAAACAACUGUAAGAUGUUUUGUUUUUCUUCGCCUUUACCCUUCUCUUUUUUUUUAACAGGAUUGAUAAGGUUCAGUCAGAUAUGUGAAUUUAACAGCUUAAUGGGAUCAUUUCAGCAUUUUGCAGUUGCAUGUUCAAUUCCUGAACAUAUUACCAUUAUGAGCGUGGUCUUGGCAAAACUAGCUAAUAUCCAAGUUGCCCAUGUAGGCAACAAACAUCUCCACUCCUAAUGCUUAUCCCAGCUGCCUCCUUCUGUUUCCCCUCUUAUAGGGGCGAUGUUCCCAACUAUACCUUUGCUGUACGGUCCUCAAUUGAGAGGAUUUUGCUGGUUGUGUGAUAAGAAAAGCCACAUGAUUUUCAUAUAAAAACUUAUGUUUGAGUAGGAGGUACGGUUACUCAAAUAAAAAAAGGAAAUGUGUGGUGAUGCCUAUUUUUGACCACAUUAGCUAGAAGCAGGCAGAUGUAAAGGAGUGCUGUACAGGAUAUCAUGUAGUUUCAAUGCCUGUUUAAAAAGAAAAAAAAGACCUGCUAAUGGACAAACUAACGUAUUGCCUAUAUAAACUGAGUACAUUUUAUUAAAGUCUCUGAAGAGAGGGUAUUUAAGUCUGUAAGAAAUCAUAUUAAUCUAUUAGUUUACAAAAUUACUUUGUCUUUUUUUUGAGUAGCUGUGGCAGCAUGGUAGGUAAGGUGGACUGAAUGAUAACUGAGGCCUGCUGGUUCAGAUAUACUUGCUUUUCAGGAUUGUGAAACCUGUGUGGCUUUGUGAAAAUGGGAUGGCGAUCUCAUGAGCUGCUCUCCUACAUUGUGUGCUACUGAAUGUGCAUCAAUCCCACCUGCUCCCCAUCUCAUACAAUCUACAUACACUGGGGGAGUGGUGGUGGAAAAUCUUGAGUUCUGCCUUGUCAUAGUUUUCCUUAAUGAAAGAUGAACAGAUUUUUUUUAUAUAUAUAUAUAAUUUCUCCCGUAACCAAAUGUUUAACUGUGUAAAAACAAAUUAGAAGACAUGUAAAUAGACAAAAGUUAUCUUUGAUGGCAGGUUUUACUUGCUUCUCACUUCACCUUAUGAUUAUGUUUUUGGUUUGCACUACUCUUCCAAGAUAAGAUUCUAAAAUGAGCAAGAUAGGUGACGUCUGUUGGAUAUCCAGAUUGUUGUGUUGUUCUUUUUUUAAUGAAUUUUGGAAAUACCAACAAUCUUAUCACCUUUGUCUUGUACUCAGAUGGAUUCAAUUUCUUCUACUCAUGGUGAAACAUGUUUUCUUGUGUGAGUAAAAUUGCCAUUUUGCUUGGAUAGAACUGAUAAAACAACAGAACUGACAUUUGGCAAAUUAUAUUGCUGAAUUGCUUGCAAGUUUUGUUUCAGAAGGGUGAUAUAGCGCUGCUAACAGGGAUGCUCUCUCUUCGACUUCCUCCUCCUCUUCGGGAGGAGUACAUAAGGAUAUAAUAAGGACAUAUCCAUAAAAAGAGGUGUUGCGAUAAAAUGUGUGCUGUACAUUUACUUGAUAUUUAUUAUAAUUAUUUAUGGUUGCAUUAACUUAACUUUUACUGUCUUACCUCUGCACAUCAGAAACGUAACAUAUCUAAAAUGGAUUAUACAGAUGUAAAGAAUCAAAGGCAUUUGAGAUUUCUGUGUCAUAAUAAAGAAAUGUCUUCAUGUACAAAUUCUGUUUCCAUGGUGCGGUUCAUUUUUUCACUUUGACCAAGACAAUGUAUUUCUGACUAGUUUAGUGCUUCUGAAAAAACCAAACCUGUACUGGAUGCUCCAACACAAAUGUGUGUUUACUCCCUUUACAGACCACUGUUGACAUAAAUAGAGUGCAUGCAUGUCACAUGCCUGCACAGAUGAUGUACUGUAUGCUCAUCAUGAUGGAUGAUCACCAUGAAGCAUGUUUUGCUCCCUGUUGGGUGUGUUUUUUAUAGAAGGACCCAUGAGUGAGUGAGCUUACAUCACCACUGACUGUAAACCCAUGAUUGCAUAAUAACUGUCCAGGAUUUCCUGCAUCUGCCUGCAGUGGGAAACCAGUUAAAUCUGGUGGAGUCCAGCAAAAGUGUCAAAUAUCAUUUCUUUUGAAAUGCUGACAAUAAAGAAUUAAUUUAUUUAAAAUGUAACAACAAUUAGUUUAAAAUAUGUAGUUUUAAUGGAAGUCAGUGAGGCAAGUAUCU
Messenger RNA from Melanotaenia boesemani (Boeseman's rainbowfish), 16439 nucleotides. RefSeq names its product probable E3 ubiquitin-protein ligase HECTD4. The record is from RefSeq and is a predicted model, not a curated record. The transcript is spliced from 75 exons. Gene Ontology annotation, molecular function: ubiquitin-protein transferase activity. The coding region runs from base 505 to 13950 and encodes 4481 amino acids. NCBI's taxonomy places the organism in Eukaryota, Metazoa, Chordata, Actinopteri, Atheriniformes, Melanotaeniidae.